Closterium sp. NIES-67 is the source of this 2543-nucleotide messenger RNA. Lineage: Eukaryota; Viridiplantae; Streptophyta; Zygnematophyceae; Desmidiales; Closteriaceae. The record is from the annotation of a GenBank genome assembly.
CCUUCGUCCAGGGAGGCUGUUAGGGACAGCUAUGUGGCCUACGCUCUACGAACAGCGAUUUUUCUUCCGCACUACGUCUUACACGAAGCGCCGCGUCGUUGCGUUUCGUCACUACAUAUUGGUUCCUUCCAAUCGACUUAUUAUUCUGGUUCUAUUGCCCCGGUUUACCUUAAGGGCGGCUUUCCGUCGGUAAAUUACAGGCUGACUCCACCUCGCAGGACCGUUAUGUCCUUCCCUUACACCUGAACUGGCAUUCUCGAUAGUACUAAGCGAGCCACGUCAAUGCACGCCUGAUAGUCACUAAUAGUUCCCGUAAGCCGCUUUCACUUCAUUCUUGUCCUAAUCUUUCGCACCAUUUCGUCACGCGACAUUCCUCUGCAUCGUCGAAUCUCCAGCUUCGCGAGAACAUUUUCACUGCGUUAGGGUUUCUCACGCAGACUCGCUGCGACUCUAACGUCAGCGUGAAGCGCGCUGCGACUCGCAGCGAACGGGCUGAGGACGAUUGGUGCUCAGCUGCAAAGAACUGCGGAGCGCUGCGGAGCUUAGUGACUGGCUGUACAGUAGCUCGUAGUUACUUCGAAGGUUCGCGAUGGUGGAGGGGCCGAGGCGCGAGGCGGGUGAGCAGCGGAGAGAGCUCGACGACUCGACGUCUGGCGACGACGGACAGAGCCUGCUAGGCCGACCCGGGUCAGACGCCGUCACUUGCGGCUGCAUUCCCUCGAUUGGCGGUGGCGGCGCGGCGAGGGACGUCGCGAGGGAUGCUGACCUGGACUCCGCAAGAGGCGGCGCGAGAGACGGCGGAUCCGCCGAGAUGUCUGAUUCGGACCCCCCGACGCGGGGUCGCUUCGAGGCAGCACCUGACGACUCCGAGACUCUCAGAACAAGCGCGCCGAGCCGCCAGGCAUCUGCGGCUCUGCCCACCGCACGCGCGGUCUCAUCGUCCGCUCAAUCGCAACCGUUGAGUGAUGCGCGGAAUGAUCCGACGAAUGAUGGCUGCUCUAUAGUAGGCGUCGAGGCAGCGACGUCUCCGCGCGACGAAGGUGUUUCGCCGUCGAAAUCCGUAGCGAAGCUUCCUCGAACGUCCGUUGCGGAGCUCUCCAGCACCGUCUACUGCUACAUCAGCCACCAUGCCUUCGUGCAGCAGCUGCUCUGCACGUGCUGCUCCCACCACUCGGGCCACUGUGCUGCCAGCCGCUGUGACUGUAACGGGCGUGAGUGUAGCGGUAGCAGCAGCGCAGGGCACCCCGGCAGUGGCGGCAGCAGCAGCGGUGGGGCGGAGUGGACGGAGGUGGCGACUGACAGGCUGAGCAUCGUGGCGCAUCUGACCGCCUUCUCCAUCAUAGGGAUUGCCAUACAGUACGGCAUGGACCUGCUGUUCGGGCCUGAGGUGGCGCAUGUGACUAGCGACGAGCAGGCCGUAUUCAUCGACCUGCCUGCCAACAUGCUCGGCUGCUUCCUCCUGGGCAUGUGCGGGGUGGUCUUCCUGCCGUCGCUCCUCGCCCACUCGCGCCACCUCGCCAUCGGUCUCAUGGUGGGGCUGUGCGGCAGCAUCUCCACCUUCGCCACGUGGAACCAGCGCAUGGUCGCCAUUGCCACUGCUGGCCUCUGGGUGCGGGCGCUGUUCGGCUACUUCGCAGGUUCCGUCCUUCCUAUCAUCUCCCUGGUUGUGGGAGCAGACACAGCUCACAACAUCCGUGCCCUCCGCACCCGCUUCUCCCCCAACUCCUCCCAUGCCCCUCCUCUUCUCCCAACCACCUCCUCCACCACAACCGCUCUCCAACCCUCUCCUUCCAACCCCGCCUCCCCCUCACCUUCCCCCGCCCUCCCUCUCUCCUCCCCCGCUUCCACACGUCGCCACCUGAUGCCCGUGCUGCUGUGCGCCAUGUUCCUCUGGGCUGCUGCCAUCACAGGCGCCCUGCUCGCCUCCAACAACGUCAGCCUGCAGACCUUUGCCCUCGCGUGUGCGCUCGCUCCCCUCGGCACAUGCCUGCGCUGGUGGCUGCUGCGAUUCAACGGGGCUGGCUUGGGGUUGCGAGCUAGUGGGGUGCUAGGGAGAGUGAAGGGGUCGAGUGGGGCAGGAAGAGGAAGAGGUGGUGGGGGAAAAGGGGAGGGAGGGGCGGUGGCGUGGUUGCCCUGGGGGACGCUUGCAGCCAAUGUGGGGGCUUCUGCUGUGGAGGCUGCUAUAUCUGUUGUGUACCUGGCGGUCAAGUCCCAUACAUCCCAAGUCAUGGUGGGGGGCGUGCAACUCGGAUUCCUCACAGGCCUCAGCACAGUUUCCAUGUUCUCCCUCGAAAUACUGUAUUUCCAUUUCACCCUCGGAACGCCCUGGCGUUCCUAUGUUUACCUCCUUGUUACUGUUCUUCCGUCGUUUGUUAUAGGCCUGCUGGUGUACUCUGUCCCUGUGUGGGUGAUGGGCUGGGAUUCUUUGUAUAACCACGUGUAGACCUAGGCCUAUUUUAUCAGAGUAAUUUACUCUUUCUCUGAAAAUCAGAGUCGUUUUUGAAAGCUACUCUAGGGGCCCUGAGUAAAAAAAAUGAUUUUAC